Molecule: messenger RNA, 3351 nt
Organism: Drosophila busckii
Lineage: Eukaryota; Metazoa; Arthropoda; Insecta; Diptera; Drosophilidae
Product: GDNF-inducible zinc finger protein 1
Source: RefSeq, a predicted model, not a curated record
UAAUUUAAACAGAAAAAGUGUAAUUAAUCAAAGCAAAGUGAAAACUAUUAACUAGCCGUAAUUGUGACAUGCUAAAAAUGACAAAUGUGCCGAUGCCGACGCUUAAACUGAGCAGUAACAACAACGCAAAGGCAACAACAAAAAAGACGCAGCAGCAUAAUGGAGUAGCGGCCGCGUCUGUCGCAGCUGCGUCGUCGCUGCGCUGCGCAGCAGACGACACAGACGAAUCGGAUGAGGAUUCUGAGUCUGAGCUGGAUAUAGACGAGGAUAUUCUGCUUGAUGAUGAUGCGGAUGAUGUAGUGCUGCAAAUUGAUAGUGAGGAUGAGGCAGAGCUGGAGGCGCAGCGUAUACGCUUAGACGAUGCAAAGGCAGCGGCAGCAGCAAAGUCGCAGGUCAGUAACGGUAAAGCGACAACAACAAAAACAACAACAGCAGCGACAUCAACUGUAAUGACAACAACUACAAAAACGCAGUCGCAGUCAAAGCCAGCGUCGCGUAAGCCGCGUGGCCGACCGCCAGGCAGCAGCAAUAAAAGCAACAAUAAAAACAAUACGAAAAACACAAACACAAAUAAGCGCAAAAAUUCAAACAGCUCCUGCGCCAGCGCAAGCGUCGCUGCCGCUGUCGCCGAAGAAGCUGUUGUGCAUGUGUCCACCCCCUCGCCACCACCACUACCAUCGCCACCGCCACCACCACCAUCAACUUUGCCCAUUGUGACUGCGCAAAUACACGCGGAUGAGAAGGCGCAUCGUUUUAUUUACAGUUGCGUUAGCUGUUCGCUGUUGUACGGGGAUGUGGCAUCGCUGACUCAACACUGGCUAAAGGCGCAUCAGCCGGCGGAGGGUGAGGGUGAGAGGGAAAGCAAGCGCAUUAAAAGCAAAGCAGUUGCCAGCGAGGAAGUUAAGCUCGAGGCACCGCUGGAGCUAAACGACGGCAUUAAACUCAGCGAUUUGAAAUGCUGUGCACAGCUGCUGCUGCUUCAAGUGGGCGGUGCUAAGGAUGCUGCUGCUGCAGUAGAUGGUGAAUCCUCCUGCAUGCAGCUGACAUGCAACGAGUGUAAGGCAAGCUUUGAGCAGAGCAAGCAAUUGCAGCAGCAUUUAAGCGAACAACAUGAGAUCUUUAAGCUGCUGGUGCCCAAAGAGGAGCCAAGCGAACCCAUGGUUAGCAUUCCAUGCGAUCUGGCGCGGAGCAAGCCCAGCUGCCUGGCAGUGCCGUCGCCAGAGCUGCCAGAGACACCGCCGCCGGAGAAAGAGGCGACUGACAAAGAUGAUCUCGCUAUGAUAAGCGCCAUGGUGGCAGAGAUAGCAGCCGAGCGCAGUAACAAGGUCACAAAGAUGAUUAUCAAGCUGCCAGUGGGCAAGGGGCGCGGACGCAAGCGCAAAAAGGACAAGCAACAGGCAAAGGAGCCGGCAGAGCAGCCAGCUGAGGCGCAACAAGCAGAGCAGCCAGCACAGCAGCCAGAAGCAGAGCAAACAACAAAUGAGGAGCCAGCCAAUGCGCGCAAUGGCAAACGCAAGCGAGCGCACAAGACACAAAAGUCCGUCGAAAAGGAAAUGGAAAAUGAUGUGGAGCAACGUUCGCCGCAAGUGCAGCCACUGCCCGAGCCGGAGCCAGAGCCGGAGAUUAAAGAGGAGCCGGAACCGCGACGUGCGCGCAAGUCACGCACCUGUGUGGACUACGUGGUCGAUGUCAAGGAUGAAGAAGAUGAGGACGUCGACAUAGAAGACGCACAAUCAGAUGCCGAAAGCAUUUCGCCACUCAACAGCUCCACAGAUGACAGUCUCGUGUUGAAGUCGAUUAAGCGUGAAUCCUCAGAGGAAUCUCAGCGCAAUGGCGGCACCAUACACACCUGUAACUUUUGCAGCAAAACCUUUCAGCGCUUCUCUCGCCUGCAGGAUCAUCUGCGACUGCAUACGGGCGAGAAGCCGCAUGUAUGUGGCCAAUGUGGACGCGCGUUUCGCUUGAAGAUGCGUCUAACCGAGCAUCAGCUGCGCCAUCGUACCGAGAAGGCGUUCAAGUGCGAGAUUUGCGCACUGCCACUUGCCACCAAACAGGACAUGGCGCUGCAUAUGCGUCACCAUAAGAACGAUCGACGCUAUAAGUGCGAGCGCUGCGGCAAAGGAUUCGUUCGCAGCUCCGAUUUGGCCAUACACGUGCGUGUCCACACCGGCGAGAAGCCCUACAGCUGCGACAUUUGCUCCAAGGCGUUCCGCGCACGCCAAAAUCUGGUUGUGCAUCGUCGUACGCAUCUCGGCGAGAAGCCCAUCGAGUGCACGUUGUGCGACAAGCGCUUUGCGCGUAAAAUCGACAUGCGCGUGCACAUGCGCAGACACACAGGCGAGAAACCGUUCAACUGCAGCGCCUGUCAACGUGGCUACUCCUCGCGUGUUAAUCUGCAGCGGCAUCAGCAGCGUGAGCAUGCUGGCGAAACCUUAAAGCUGACGAGGAAGGAGCCGGAGCAGUCCACGACAGAGGAGAGCAAAUCAAAGCCAGCUGCGCGUCGUCCACGGCGAGAGAAGCUGAAGGAAAAGAUUGCCGCGCAGGAGAAACUGCUGAACGAUUUAAAGCGCAGUCUCAGCACGCUGACAGACAUUGCCGAGGAGCUGCCAGCUGCGUCAGACGCCGAGUCCAAGCUAGGCGUCAGUGAAUUAGCUGCUGAUGCGGGAGCAGGCGCACCUGCGCAGGUUUCUGUAACUGUCUCCAUGCAGGUGGAGCCGGCCAAGGCGGACGACGAGGAGGAGGAGGAGGAGAUUACGCCAGAGAAGGAGAAUGCGUUGUCGAGCGUCGCGCCCGCAGACACGGCCACAAGCAAUGGCAAAGCAAAGGCUAAUCGCAAGAUUACGAGCUACUUUACGGUUGUUGGUCAACAGGCGGAAAUCUAAAGACUUAUCUGAAACUCCAAUCAACACUUCUUACUCAUUAGCUUAAGUUGCCACUGUACUUGAAACUCUGUAGCUUAGUGUAGGGUACACCUCGCAGACUUGGAGACGUUUUCAAAUUUCCUACAUAAGCUUUUCAAUUUUGCAGGGAUUAAGUAUUCUUUAUAUGCAUAUAUACUUAGUAACGAAACAUACAAUGAAGUCAACAUUUUUUUUGAAGAGUACAUAUAUAUUUUGAGAAAUGCAUUUACUUAGCAUUAAACAUAACGAAGAAGAGGAAGAAGAAAAGACUAUGUUUUAAAAGCAUUAUAUAAAAUAUGAAUCAUAAAAAGAGAAAAUAAUCAAGCAAGAGACUGUUGUAAAGAGUUUACAUAGACACAACUUUUUUGAAAGACAAGUCAACUAUUUAAUGAAAGAAUUGUGAAUAGCAUAUAAGCCACACAAAUGAGAAAUGUAAAGCAAACUUAAACCG